UCAGCAGCACCAGGGACGACGGGUUGUGGGACAAUUAAAAUCAUCAACUCUGGGAACCUGCCUAUGCCAGUGGACUUGUCUCUUGAACCAAUCAGAGAACAGUUCUCCAUCGACACAAACCAUGUGGUGGUACCCAAUGGUGGCCACGCCUCCAUCCAAGUGGCCUUCACUCCACAGGCCACGCGUGAAGAUCUGGUGGAUAAUAAAGUGUGAGUUACCUCCACAUGCUCUCAUAGUUCUGAUCUGACAGCUGGACUGAACUUGAGAAAUUAGCUAGAAGAAUGAUUGGCUGUGAUGAUGGGCAUGGAUCUGAGACUUUCAAUGAUUGGCUGUGAAGAUAGGCAUGGGUCUGAGACUCUCUUUGAGUUGUUUGUUGUCUUCUGUGACAGUCCUGUUAUUUAGUUGUCUACUAUGACAGUCCUGUUAUUUAGUUGUCUACUUUUACAGUUUUUGUUAAGAUAAUGGUAGUUAAACAUGUUAACAAAUUUAUCAUCCAAAACCAAAGCUAACUUGUUGCAUGAUUCUUUUUGAUGAUGCUAGGAAUGUCAUGCUGCAAAAUGCACUCGACUCCUUUUAUGUGUCGGUGACUGGGAAGAUCAAAUGCAAGCAGGUGAAAAUCUCUGGAUCAGCUUCUUACCUCAUAUAUGGGGGAGUCAAACUAGGUCAGACAAAGUGAGUAGCCCGUUCUUAUGUUACUAUCUUACUCUCUUUAAUUAUUUUAGAACAUUCUGUGGCUAGUCACACACUGUUCCCUUGGUAUUGAUGUUAUUUUUAAUUAAGGGGUCCAAUUAAUUUCUCUUAAUAAACUUCUCUAGAACAAAAUUAUACAUUUUUAUAUUUUUGAAAAGUCAAAUAUAAUGGGUUUUUUUUCUUGUUUUUUUCCUUAUAUCCAAUCAGGAAGUUAUGUUUUUCUUUUAUUCCUGAUGAUGAUGUUGAAAUUAAAAUUUGGAUCAGAGAAUCGAGAUUUGCCUUCAAAGUAAGUAUUUCAAAUAUUGUUUUGAAAUUAAAAGUUUAACCAAUUCCCGUAAGAAAAAAUUAUAGAUCUAAUUCAGCAUGGAUUUUAAAAAAAUGUUGAUGUUUUUUUUUUCCCCCUGAUUUUUCAGCUCUUGAACCAAGAUGGCAGUGUUGUUGAGAGUAUGGAGCUAAAGGUCACCAAAGGGAAACAGUAUGCUUUUUACAUAAACUUCACCCCUACUGAGUUGGAUGGCUAUACUGGAGAUCUACUUCUACAGAUUUUGUAUGCAAAUAGAUACGUAGUA
Messenger RNA from Lymnaea stagnalis (great pond snail), 1259 nucleotides. Lineage: Eukaryota; Metazoa; Mollusca; Gastropoda; Lymnaeidae. The record is from the annotation of a GenBank genome assembly.